AGCACGACUAUCGAAGCUUUUUUUGUUUUCACGCAAGCUGGUAGGCUGGACAUCACUGGACUGUGGACAGUGUGGACAUGUCAAAGAUUAUGAUAGUGUUGGCAUCGUAACGCAUCGUUCGAUUUGCAGCUGACGAUCUGAUGAGCUGAUGUUAAUCGGAAAGCUGCCAACUGCUAAGUGUCCCAUGAUCGAAUUCAAGACGAGCCGCGUGCGCUUUAACGAGUCACUGUGAAUAAUUUAUUAAUAAUUGACAUGAGUCGUCCAAAUAAUUCCAACAUCGCGGUAUCUCGCAGAUGGUUUCAUCCCAAUAUUACAGGUUUAGAGGCGGAACGUUUGUUAAUGGAACGUGGAGUUGACAGUUCAUUUUUAGCACGACCAAGUUCUUCAAAUCCUGGUGACUUUACAUUGUCUGUUAGACGGAACGGUGAAGUGACUCAUAUUAAAAUAAAAAAUGCAGGAGACUUCUAUGAUCUUUAUGGUGGUGAAAAAUUUGCUACUCUUUCUGAAUUGGUAUCAUUUUACAUGGAUAAUGGUGGACAGUUACGCGAGAAAAAUGGUGAAAUUAUUGAGCUUAAAUAUCCUUUCAAUUGUGCUGAUCCUACGACUGAAAGGUGGUUCCAUGGCCAUUUGUCAGCGAAAGAAGCAGAACGGUUAAUGCUGGAACGUGGGAAAAAUGGAUCUUUCUUGGUGCGUGAGUCUCAAAGUAAACCUGGCGAUUUUGUACUAUCAGUACGGACUGAUGAUCGUGUUACACACGUUAUGAUACGAUCUCAGGUUAGAUUAUAUAAUAAUAUAUAA
Acromyrmex echinatior (Panamanian leafcutter ant) is the source of this 798-nucleotide messenger RNA. Its product is annotated as tyrosine-protein phosphatase non-receptor type 11. The record is from RefSeq and is a predicted model, not a curated record. Gene Ontology annotation, biological process: protein dephosphorylation; positive regulation of ERK1 and ERK2 cascade. Lineage: Eukaryota; Metazoa; Arthropoda; Insecta; Hymenoptera; Formicidae. Gene Ontology annotation, molecular function: receptor tyrosine kinase binding; non-membrane spanning protein tyrosine phosphatase activity; cell adhesion molecule binding. Gene Ontology annotation, cellular component: cytoplasm.